AUGGCGGACGAAAGGCCAAAAUGGCUGCAAACAAAAAUACAAGGARUUUUGCUCGAUAUCUCUGGUGUUUUAUACAACUCUGGGCAAGAUGGAGGCUCRCUGAUUCCAGGAUCUGUCCAGGCAGUUGAAAGAUUAAAAGCUGCAGGACUGARUGUUAGAUUUUGUACCAAUGAAACACAAUGCACCCGAGAAGAAUUAGUARAAAAGUUGAAUAAAUUAGGUUAUAAGCUUACUCCAAGAGAGUUGUUUGCUCCAGCUCCUGCAACAAAGAUGAUYCUACAAAGACGUAAYCUUCGUCCUCAUUUACUGAUUCAUCCUGGAGGAAAACCAGAUUUUGAUGGACUGGACUUUGAUAAACCAAAYUGUGUUGUUAUUGGGGACGCAGCUGAUGAGUUUAGCUAUGAGAAUUUGAACAAGGCAUUCAGAGCACUUCUAGAAAUGGAGGAUCCAAUCUUAUUUUCCAUGGGAUAUGGAAAAUAUUACAAAACUGAUGGCCAGUUGGUCUUAGAUGUUGGUCCUUUUACWAAAGCAAUUGAGUAUGCAUGUGAUGUCAAGGCUGAAAUUGUAGGCAAGCCAUCAAAAGUAUUUUUUCUCACUGCUCUGGAAGAUAUAGGUGUGACAACAGACCAGGCUGUUAUGAUUGGUGAUGAUAUUGCUAAUGAUGUUGGAGGAGCUCAGGCUUGUGGCAUCCGAGGAGUGCAAGUUAGGACAGGRAAAUUCAGGCCAUCUGAUGAAAACCACCCAACAGUAAAGCCAGAUGGUUUUGUAGACAAUUUAGCCCAAGCUGUUGACCUAAUACUCAAGUACAAUUCUUAAAUCAACAUUCCUAUAAAUUAUUAUAAUKGUUACAUGUCCUUGCAACCGAACAAGACAUGUGUACAGAAAAUAUAAAUAAUGUAUUUUGAAAAAAAUAUUCCUUGUUAGGAACCCUCAGGUUUCAUAUUUUACUGAGGUAUUUUGGAUUUAUUGAUAAACAUAAAGUGCUCAGAUAGAUAAUAAUAUUAUUAAUUAUAAGCAAAUCAGAUUUGUAAUUGUGUAGGMUAUUUUAAUUGCAGAAAUAAAAACAAUUUUAUUCAA
Molecule: messenger RNA, 1077 nt
Organism: Exaiptasia diaphana
Lineage: Eukaryota; Metazoa; Cnidaria; Anthozoa; Actiniaria; Aiptasiidae
Product: phospholysine phosphohistidine inorganic pyrophosphate phosphatase
Exons: 5
Coding region: 1-816 (271 amino acids)
Biological process (GO): dephosphorylation
Cellular component (GO): cytosol
Molecular function (GO): phosphatase activity; inorganic diphosphate phosphatase activity
Source: RefSeq, a predicted model, not a curated record